This is a messenger RNA of Chaetura pelagica (chimney swift), 850 nucleotides long. Its product is annotated as phosphatidylinositide phosphatase SAC1-like. Lineage: Eukaryota; Metazoa; Chordata; Aves; Apodiformes; Apodidae. Gene Ontology annotation, molecular function: phosphatidylinositol-4-phosphate phosphatase activity. Gene Ontology annotation, cellular component: endoplasmic reticulum. Gene Ontology annotation, biological process: phosphatidylinositol dephosphorylation. The record is from RefSeq and is a predicted model, not a curated record. The transcript has 9 exons. Bases 189 to 785 code for a protein of 198 amino acids.
CAGCAUGGCAAACGGAAUGGUCAGAUACGUAGCGUUCGACUUCCAUAAAGAGUGCAGUCGGAUGAGGUGGGAUCGACUCCAGAUUUUGCUGGAUCAACUAGCAGAGCAGCAAGAUGAGUUUAGUUACUUUCUAGUUGAUUCCGAUGGCAAAAUUGUGACUGCAGGAAGGAACAUUCCGCAGUAACUGCAUGGACUGCCUUGAUCGGACUAAUGUGAUCCAGAGCCUGUUAGCACGGAGGUCUCUUCAAGCCCAGCUUCAGAGGCUAGGUGUUCUGCAUGUUGGACAGAGAAUUGAAGAGCAAGCAGACUUUGAGAAAAUCUACAAAAAUGCAUGGGCUGAUAAUGCUAAUGCUUGUGCCAAGCAAUAUGCUGGAACUGGUGCCUUAAAGACAGAUUACACAAGAACUGGGAAGAGAACUCAGUGGGGCUUAAUAAUGGAUGGCUGGAACUCAUUAAUACGUUACUACAAAAACAACUUUUCUGAUGGAUUUAGACAAGACGCAAUCGAUCUUUUUCUUGGAAAUUAUUCAGUGGAUGAAGUAGAACCUGCCAGUCCUCUACAUGUCAAGAAAGAUUGGAAGUUCUUAGCUUUGCCUAUUAUUAUGGUGGUUGCUUUCUCCAUGUGCAUUAUUUGUUUGCUAAUGGCUGGUGAUACAUGGACUGAGACACUGGCCUAUGUGCUUUUCUGGGGAAGUGCAAGCUUUGGAACUUUUGCUAUCAUCCUUUACAACGGCAAGGAUUUUGUAGAUGCACCCAAGCUGGUCCAGAAGGAGAAGAUGGACUGAAUUUGUGUGUGUGGAAAGCGGCUUGGUACUGAGGAUUCCUCAAGCCACACCUGGAGUCUCUACUG